This is a messenger RNA of Mixia osmundae IAM 14324, 3420 nucleotides long. RefSeq names its product glycoside hydrolase family 5 protein. Bases 1 to 3420 code for a protein of 1139 amino acids. Gene Ontology annotation, molecular function: beta-glucosidase activity. Lineage: Eukaryota; Fungi; Basidiomycota; Mixiomycetes; Mixiales; Mixiaceae. The transcript has 5 exons. Gene Ontology annotation, biological process: glucan catabolic process. Gene Ontology annotation, cellular component: extracellular region; cell surface. The record is from RefSeq and is a predicted model, not a curated record.
AUGGCCUACGAGGACGUGCCCAUGAAACUGGGCGCAGUCUCGAGCAACAGAGAAAGGUCUUCGCGAGCGCCGGCUAGCUCGAGAGAAGCAGGUCAGAUCGACAGGAGAACGGACGAAGAGAUCGCUAGGACGCUACCGUUGGCGAGUACGGCUGCGGGCAGACGAGACCGCACCACUUCACCUCCUCCUGUCACUUCUCCCACCCGAUCGAGUGGGCACAAGAAGCACCGUGACUCUAGCUCCAGAGCACCUGCUCCUCCGCCCAUCUCGACGACCUCUCCUCGCCGAAGCCAACAGGCGAGCGCCGACGAAACUUUCAGAAAGUCAAAGUCUCCUCUCAUGACGAGCUCGGGUGCCAAGAAAGACAACGCCAGCCCAUCCAGUCCUCCGCCGUCUGCAAAGUACUACCAGCAGACCCAAGACAGAGCGCAAGACCGUGCGCCCGACCGUCACAGAUCUCCGCCCACAUCGAACGCCGGACGAUCUUCAGCUCGGGCGAGCAAAGAUCGUUCAAAUUCGGGUUCACAGAUCGUCCCUCAGGCGGUCUACCUGCCUCAGCAGAUCUCUCAGCCUAUUCCGAGACAAGCUACUCAGCCGAUACCUGUGUCGCCUGUAGCACGUUACUCCGGCGUUCCGCUCGAGGAAUUGGCGCUCGCAGACGAAAGGGCCUCCAAUUCUCGCAAGAACCCGGUCGUGCCAGGUCAAGCUGCCAUUGCCGGCGCACUCGCUGCAGGCGCUCUGUCUGGACGCACUGCUGACGGCAGAACAGAAUCACCCAUGUCUCUCGUGAGUAGCAAUAUGGCCGGCAACCGCAAUUCGCAGGGCAGCACGCUCGUAGACGCACCGCAAGCUUCUACGGCUGCUGCGGGUCCUUACAAAGACUACGACCUAGGUGAAGGCGGCGAUCGCUACCUGUCUCGAGGCGUCGAGACCCCUUUGGGCACGCCCUUAUCGACUUAUCCGGAGGUCUUUGCGAGCUCUGGCGGUCAGCGGCCUGGUCUGUCACACAACCGGACAGCAACUUCCGAAUAUGGCCCAGGUCAGACGGAGACAUCGCCCAUGAUGCCUCCCUCAUUUUCGAGCAAUAUCUCACCUCACGCCUCGCGAGAGAAUCUACACGAUAACCCUCCCGGUGGCUACUAUUCCAGCACGAGUUUACGAUCGCCUUCGACGCUGUUUGAUCCAGAUAGCUCUCCCAGGCAGUCAAAGUUGUAUGACCCCAACUAUUCGUCCAACACACUAGACACACUCGGUGACGAGAAGCGCGCGUCAUCGUACUAUGGCUACGGGUACGGAUCUAGCGCCGCUCUCAACCGCACCGCCGGCGACGAGGGGAUGCCAGUGCUCGGGAAGAAUGGUCGUGGCGAGAAGAACGCCCUUGCCGGUGCAGCAGCAGCACGUAGGCGGCAGAAACGAAGGCGCUUGAUCAUCCUUGGCUCUGGGCUCAUCGCUCUCAUCAUUCUCGCUGCCGUCAUCGCUGGAGUGCUCGCUUCAAAGUCCAAAUCGUCCAAAGCAGCUACACCUGCGGCGAGUGAUGGGUCCAGCAGCAGCGCUGCUGCUAGCACCACUGCUGCUGCGCCGACGAGCACGACGUCUGUCGAGACACGCCUCUGGACCGGCGGCGCUGGCUCCACAGUAACCACAGAGACUGGAAGCACCUUCAUUUACAACAAUACGUUCGGCGGGUUCUGGGUUGCUACGCCUUUUAAUGACUCUGCUCAGCCUCAGUCGGACGUGCCAGCACUGUCUCAGGCCUGGGAUUACAACACCAUGGACAUUGCGGGCGUCAACCUUGGCGGCUGGCUCGUGCUCGAGCCGUUCAUUACUCCUUCGCUUUAUGAGCCUUAUGAGACGAGCGCUACGCCCGCUAUUGACGAGUAUACGCUCUGCCAGAACCUCGGCACCUCGAUGCAGUCUACACUCACCAAUCACUAUGAUACCUUCAUCACCGAAGAGGACUUUGCACAAAUCGCUGCAGCAGGUCUCAAUUGGGUCAGAAUACCACUCGGAUUCUGGGCAAUUGAAACUCAAGGCAACGAGCCGUUCUUGGAGGGCGUUUCUUGGACUUACUUCCUCAAGGCGAUCACUUGGGCUCGCAAGUACGGUCUGCGUAUCAACCUCGACUUCCACGCAAUGCCAGGUUCGCAGAACGGCUGGAACCACAGCGGCAAAUUUGGUCAGAUUGGCUUUAUGAAGGGCGUCAUGGGCAUCGCAAAUGCAGAACGCGCGCUAGCAUACGUCAGAACACUCGUCGAAUUCAUCUCGCAGCCAGAAUAUGCCAACGUCAUCCCGAUGUUCAGCUACCUCAACGAAGCUCGCAUCAGCUCGACUGAUAAUGGCAUGAAUCUGAUCGACCAAACCGAUCUAUCGCGCUAUCAUUACCAAGUAUAUCAGACUUCCCGAGCCAUCACAGGCACUGGCGCUGGUAACGGCCCCUUGCUUGUUCUACACGAUGGUUUCAUCGGCGAACCUGCAUGGGUCGGAUUCUUGGCUGGCGCAGAUCGUCUUGGUCUCGAUUUCCAUGGCUACUUCGCCUUUGGCACACAGAACAACGAUGGCGUCGCAUACCAGGCCACCAAGCCUUGCACGUUCUGGGGCGCGAACAUGGCCACGUCGAGCCAAAACUUUGGUCUCACGAUGGGUGGGGAAUAUUCGCUGGCAAUCAAUGACUGCGGCCUGUUCGUCAACAACGUCGGCUAUGGCAGCCGUUACGACGGUACAUACCCCAAUGCGACAUCUCCGACAACAACAGCUGUUGGAGAUUGUGAUACGUGGAACGACUGGACGACUUGGUCGGAUGCAACGAAGGCGGGCUUGAUGGAUAUGGCUCUCGCCUCGAUGUCUGCGCUCGGCAACUCCUUCUUCUGGACCUGGAAGAUUGGACCAUCUACUCAGUCGUCUGUCCUGCCCAACGCUUUCUGGCACUACAAGCUAGGUCUCGAGAAUGGAUGGAUUCCCACCAACCCUCGCAACUCUGCCGGAUUCUGUGCAAGCUAUCUAGCCAGUCAAGGCAUCGCAGAGCCGUCCGGCAUGGUCUUCUCAGGCAGUCUCGCGGCAAGCGCGACUGGCGGCGGACCUGCGAGCGUCACAGCGGCGCAAGUCUCCAGCUUUGGAGCCUGGCCACCUCCCACUACGCUCGGCACACUCAGCCCCGCUAGCUAUCUGCCUACUCUCGCCACAACAGGCACACCCAUCACACUGUCAGCAUCGACACCGACUGCCUACCCAGUCGGAUCGCCGACAGCGAGCGUCGGCAACGGCUGGGCAGAUGCGUCCGAUACCGCUGGCUAUUACACGAGCGAUGCAGCGUGUACGUACAUCGAUCCUUACGAAGGGAACGGUGUUGCCGUCGACGGACCUUACUGUAACGGUGCGGCAAGACGAGCGAAACGAGCUCAGCCGACCUCACCACCCGCAUAA